This is a messenger RNA of Wasmannia auropunctata (little fire ant), 1662 nucleotides long. RefSeq names its product dolichol kinase (gene Dolk). Gene Ontology annotation, molecular function: dolichol kinase activity. Gene Ontology annotation, biological process: dolichyl monophosphate biosynthetic process. Lineage: Eukaryota; Metazoa; Arthropoda; Insecta; Hymenoptera; Formicidae. The record is from RefSeq and is a predicted model, not a curated record. The transcript has 7 exons. Gene Ontology annotation, cellular component: endoplasmic reticulum membrane. The coding region runs from base 21 to 1436 and encodes 471 amino acids.
UCAUCUAGCCGAGAGAAAGAAUGGAGUUGUUAGUUGCGCAGUAUACUCAACUCGAGGAAAAUAUAUUGCGAAAUAUCAAACGCAAUGGCAUAGAGCAUCGGCCAAAUGCAAGCAGUGGAUUAUGGCUAGGCGCUUUAGUUGGCCUGAGUGCUGUGGUUACGAUAUUGAGAGAAGAUAGCAGUUACUCCGAGAUAUGUCUCUUUGUAGGAACUACGGGCUUCGGUCUCGUUCUCUGUUCUCUAUGCCUUUACGCACGGCUUUCGAUGAAACAGGUUGUAGCCAAGGACUUUCAUGCAGUAUACUUUGUACCUGCGAUUAUAACAUCUGUACUGUUUUUACUUGCUGCUAACAAAGGACUGUUGACGAGUGUCACAUGGGGUCUGACUGUCGGAAGUUUUGGCACAUGGGGCGUUUUACAAUUGAUGUCAGCUUUUCCACGCUGCUUUACAAUGGGAGAAGCCACAGUGGUUACUCAUAGUUUUAUUUUAUUCUUGAUGUCGAUUGUUACCAAUUUACCCUUACGAUAUCAUUUACCUCCAAUUCAUGACAAUGAUAUAAGCACAGUUUUGUUGCAGGUUGUGAUAUUGUAUGUAAUAUCGAUAUGCUUCCUGUGUGGAUAUUUUCCUGCUCUUCACAGCACAACAUACUUUUAUUUAAUGAUAAUCAGUCUCUUGUGUUUUGUAACUCUUCCGAUACUUUACAUUAUUCUCGAUCAAAAUCCAAUAUCAUGGAUAGUUUAUUUUGCUUUUAACAGUCAUCGAAGGAUUGCAAUAUUUAUGUAUUGGGCAGUGUGUUUUUUGUUAAGUAUCUUUAUCAUAAUCUAUCAGAUAUCGUCAAAAUCCCAAGCUACAAAUUCGACUAGAAAAAAUUUUCAUAUAUUAGCCACAUUUGUAUAUAUUCCUGGCAUGAUAUAUGAUCCUUCGCUAUUGUAUCUUGCUAGUGGUGCGAUGUUUAUAAUAUUUAUCGCUCUUGAGGUAAUUAGAUUUUUAAAAGUUCCGCCUUUGGGAGAAAUUUUACAGCAAGGAUUUAUUGCAUUUGUCGACGAAAAGGAUAAUUUACUUUCAUUAACACCUGUAUAUCUAUUGUGUGGUUUAUCAUUACCCCUUUGGAUGCCAACUAAUAAUUUGACGCUAAUGGUAUUACUUAGCGGCGUGCUGACAGUAGGGAUUGGUGACACUGCUGCAAGCUUUGCCGGUAACAGAUGGGGUGCACACAAGUGGCUCGACACGGAAAAAACUAUCGAAGGCACCAUCGCAUGCAUAUUUUGCCAAGUUUGCGUAAUAUUCACGCUAACAUGCUGUGGUUUUGUGGAUAAUUAUCAGUUACUGUUGAGAAGUAUUUUGGCGACUGUAUUAAUAUCGUUGAUCGAGGCACGCACAAAUCAAGUGGACAAUCUGGCUCUGCCAUUAUUAAUGUAUGUAUGUUUAAUGAUAUAAGCGCGUACGUCGUUCUUUCCAAUUUGAUAAAAACUCGAUAGCUUAAAUUAAUUUUUUUUUAAGAAAAUUAUCAUAAUAACAAUCGUAGAUACAAUCAUUUCAUUAUAUAAUUAUUUUUGAUUGCUUUUUAUAAUGAAAAGUAAGGAGAUGUAUAAGUAACUUAUGCAGAACGUAUGGAACAUUUUUUUUAAUGCUGAUUCAAAGUAAAACUUAUAUUUCAUUGAUA